Molecule: messenger RNA, 861 nt
Organism: Hansenula ciferrii
Lineage: Eukaryota; Fungi; Ascomycota; Saccharomycetes; Phaffomycetales; Wickerhamomycetaceae
Gene: BRX1
Product: ribosome biogenesis protein BRX1
Exons: 1
Coding region: 1-861 (286 amino acids)
Biological process (GO): rRNA processing; ribosomal large subunit assembly
Cellular component (GO): nucleolus
Molecular function (GO): rRNA binding
Source: RefSeq, a predicted model, not a curated record
AUGUCUGCUAUUUACAAAGUGCUCUCUGGGAGAUCUACCAAGGCUGAAACCGAAAAAAAAUCACACAUUAAUAGACAAAGAGUUUUAUUAAUCUCUUCAAGAGGUAUUACAUUUAGACAUCGUUAUUUAAUUAAUGAUUUAUAUUCAUUAUUACCACAUGCAAGAAAAGAACCAAAAUUAGAUGGUAAAAAACAAUUAUCACAAUUGAAUGAAAUUGCAGAAUUAUAUAAUUGUAAUAAUAUUUUAUAUUUUGAAGCAAGAAAACAUACAGAUUUAUAUCUUUGGUUAUCAAAACCUCCAAAUGGUCCAACUAUUAAAUUUUUAGUACAAAAUAUUCAUAAUACUGAAGAAUUAAAUUUCACUGGUAAUUGUUUAAAAGGUUCAAGACCAUUAUUAUCAUUUGAUAAAUCAUUUGAUGAAGGUGCUCAUUUCAAUUUGAUGAAGGAAAUAUUUAUUCAUACAUUUGGUGUUCCACCAGGUUCAAGAAAAAUUAAACCAUUUACAGAUCAUGUUAUGUCAUUUUCAAUAGUUGAUGGUAAAAUAUGGGUUAGAAAUUAUCAAAUAUUAGAAAAAUCAGAAGAUGAUAAAAAAAAUUCAGAUGAUGAUUCAGAUAUUUCAUUAGUUGAAAUUGGUCCAAGAUUUGUUCUUACACCAAUUUUAAUAUUAGAAGGUUCAUUUGGUGGUCCAAAGAUUUAUGAAAAUAAACAAUAUGUUAGUCCAAAUUUCGUUAGAGCUCAAUUGAAACAAAAACAAGCUGAAGAAGCAAGAGCAAGACAUGAUGCUGCUGAAACUUUGAAAUUAAAGAAAAGAGAUAAUGUAUUAGCUGCUGAUCCAUUAUCAAAUGAUUCAUUAUUUAAAUGA